Diceros bicornis minor is the source of this 4441-nucleotide messenger RNA. It is a transcript of the gene BCAR1, whose product is annotated as BCAR1 scaffold protein, Cas family member. Gene Ontology annotation, biological process: cell surface receptor protein tyrosine kinase signaling pathway; cell migration. Gene Ontology annotation, molecular function: protein binding. The transcript has 7 exons. The record is from RefSeq and is a predicted model, not a curated record. NCBI's taxonomy places the organism in Eukaryota, Metazoa, Chordata, Mammalia, Perissodactyla, Rhinocerotidae. The coding region runs from base 102 to 2705 and encodes 867 amino acids. Gene Ontology annotation, cellular component: focal adhesion; plasma membrane; cytoplasm.
GGACCGGGGCGGCUUGGGCGUGCUCGGGGCCCCGAGAGCGCGCGGCGCAGGCAGCUGCGUGUGCGCCCCUGCGGGGAGCUGGGACCCCCGGGCCGGGCACGAUGAACUACCUGAAUGUGCUGGCCAAAGCCCUCUAUGACAACGUGGCUGAGUCCCCGGAUGAGCUCUCUUUCCGCAAGGGUGACAUCAUGACGGUGCUGGAGCAGGACACACAGGGCCUGGAUGGCUGGUGGCUCUGCUCGCUGCAUGGACGCCAAGGCAUCGUGCCUGGGAACCGCCUCAAGAUCCUGGUGGGCAUGCAUGACAAGAAGCCGGCAGGGCCCGGCCCCGGCCCACCCGCUGCCUCGGCCCUGCCCCAACCUGGCCUGCACGUCCCCGCCACCCAGUACACACCCAUGCUGCCUGCCACGUACCAGCCCCAGCCCGACAGCGUCUACCUGGUACCCACCCCCAGCAAGACUCAGCAAGGCCUCUACCAAGCCCCUGGGCCCAGCCCACAGUUCCAGUCUCCCCCAGCCAAGCAGACAUCCACAUUCUCGAAGCAGAUGCCCCAUCACCCAUUUCCCAGCCCAGCCCCAGACCUUUACCAGGUGCCACCAGGGCCUGGCAGCCCCGCCCAGGACAUUUACCAGGUGCCACCUUCCGCUGGGAUAGGCCAUGACAUCUACCAGGUCCCCCCUUCCAUGGAUGCACGCAGCUGGGAGGGGACGAAGCCACCGGCAAAGGUGGUGGUGCCCACCCGUGUGGGGCAGAGCUAUGUGUUUGAGGCCUCCCAGCCAGAGCAGGAUGAGUACGACAUCCCGCGCCACCUGCUGGCCCCGGGGCCCCAGGACAUCUAUGACGUGCCCCCUGUUCGGGGGCUGCUUCCCAGCCAGUAUGGCCAGGAGGUGUAUGACACGCCCCCCAUGGCUGUCAAGGGUCCCAAUGGCCGGGACCCAUCACUGGAUGUGUAUGACGUGCCCCCCAGUGUGGAGAAGGGCCUGCUGCCAUCCAGCCAUCAUGUGGUGUACGAUGUUCCUCCAUCAGUGAGCAAGGACGUGCCUGAUGGCCCACUGCUGCGUGAGGAAACCUAUGAUGUGCCCCCCGCCUUCACCAAGGCCAAACCCUUUGACCCAACCCGCCACCCGCUGGUCCUUGCUGCUCCCCCUCCAGACUCGCCACCCACUGAGGAUGUGUAUGAUGUGCCGCCCCCUGCUCCUGACCUCUAUGAUGUGCCCCCUGGCUUGCGGCGGCCGGGCCCUGGCGCUCUCUACGACGUGCCCCGUGAGCGGGUUCUUCCUCCUGAGGCAGCUGAUGGCAGCAUGGUCGACGACGGUGUGUACGCGGUGCCCCCCCCAGCCGAGCGAGAGGGCCCGGCCGAUGCCAAGCGCCUGUCGGCCUCCAGCACAGGCAGCUCACGCAGCAGCCAGUCAGCCUCCUCCCUGGAGACAGCGGUGCCGGGUCGUGAGCCCCUGGAACUGGAGGUGGCCGUGGAGGCCCUGGCACGGCUGCAGCAGGGCGUGAGCACCACUGUGGCCCACCUCCUGGACCUGGCAGGUAGUGCCGGCGGGUGUGGGGGCUGGCGCAGCACCGCCGAGCCUCAGGAGCCCCCAAUACAGGACCUGCGGGCUGCAGUGACUGCUGUCCAGGGGGCCGUCCACGAGCUGCUGGAGUUUGCCCGCAGCGCUGUGGGCAACGCUGCUCAUACUUCUGACCGCACACUGCAUGCCAAGCUUAGCCGGCAGCUGCAGAAGAUGGAGGAUGUGUACCAGACACUGGUGGCCCAUGGUCAGGCCCUCGACAGUGGCCGUGGAGGCCCAGUGGCCACUCUUGAAGACCUAGAUCGCCUGGUGGCCUGCUCAAGGGCUGUGCCCGAGGACGCCAAGCAGCUGGCCUCCUUCUUGCAUGGCAAUGCCUCACUGCUCUUCAGACGGACCAAGGCCCCUGUCCCAGGGCCUGAGGGGGGCGGCCUCCUGCACCCCAACCCCAUCGACAAGGCCAGCAGCAUCCAGUCCCGGCCCCUGCCCUCACCUCCCAAGUUCACCUCCCAGGACUCACCGGACGGGCAGUAUGAGAACAGUGAGGGGGGCUGGAUGGAGGAUUACGACUACGUCCACCUGCAGGGAAAGGAAGAGUUUGAGAAGACCCAGAAGGAGCUUCUGGAAAAGGGCAACAUCAUGCGGCAGGGGAAGGGCCAGCUGGAGCUGCAGCAGCUGAAGCAAUUUGAACGACUGGAGCAGGAGGUGUCACGGCCCAUAGACCACGACCUGGCCAACUGGAUGCCAGCCCAGCCCCUGGCCCCAGGGCGGACGGGCGGCCUGGGGCCCUCAGACCGGCAGCUGCUGCUCUUCUACCUGGAGCAGUGUGAGGCCAACCUGACCACGCUGACCAACGCAGUGGACGCCUUCUUCACUGCCGUGGCCACCAACCAGCCACCCAAGAUCUUUGUGGCACACAGCAAGUUUGUCAUCCUCAGCGCCCACAAGCUGGUGUUCAUUGGGGACACGCUGUCGCGGCAGGCCAAGGCAGCUGACGUGCGCAGCCAGGUGACCCACUACAGCAACCUGCUGUGCGACCUUCUCCGUGGCAUCGUGGCCACCACCAAGGCCGCCGCCCUGCAGUACCCAUCACCUGCCGCUGCCCAGGACAUGGUGGACAGGGUCAAGGAGCUGGGCCACAGCACCCAGCAGUUCCGCCGCGUCCUGGGCCAGCUGGCAGCCGCCUGAGUCCAGAUGACCAGAGGGAUGGAGGACAGGGGAGGAGGGCAGCGAUGGUCCGAGCUGCCCCAGGCACCUGUCCCAAGAGAGUCGCUGUGCCAUGGGCAUGGGACAGGCAACCUCAGUUCUGCCUGGGCCUGGUGCCCCAGACUGUCCAGGGAUUUGUACAUAUUUAUGAUGGGGCAGGAUGUGGGAUGGUGCCUCCUCAGAGGAACCCAAGCAGAGCUGGGCCCCAGUAGCUGAGACUGGGCUGGUGGUUUUCCCUGAGUGCGCUGCAGGCCCAGGGAGGGUCCCAGUGCCGGGGACCGGGCCAGGGGCACACAGGCCCCUCAACCACACAGCCUCAGGUGACUCCUGGGGCUGACCUCAGCCCCGGAGGGUGCCUUGUCCCCCCGACAGGGCAAGUGCAGCUCUGGCCUGUUCCUUCUCUGCACCCGGAGAAAACCCUAAAAAACUAUUUUUCAUUAUUGAUUUUCCAAUCAUUUGACUAAUAGUCUACAUUUAAAUAAAAUUUUAAAAAUGAAAAGCAGCCUCCUGAGGUGUGAGAGGCAAGAGGGACGGUGGUGGGAAGGCAGAAGUGUGCUUGCUCUCAGGUGCCACAGGGUAGGAGUGGUGAAUGGAGGGGAUCCGUGGUGAGGCUCUGGGCGGCCUCUUGGGAGGGUGAAGAAAAAGUGGUCCCGUCAGAAGAAAACCAAGGCCCCAGGAAAUGUCUGGGUCUGGGAGUUGAGGCUGGAAUGUCUUCAGCAAGGUGAGGGCGAGGUCUGCAAAUGGCCGCAAGACCUGGGGAGCCCGGGCUCGGGGAGGGCUGGGAUCGACCUGGGCUUCGAGGUCUGAUGCAAAGCCAGCACAGUCCCAGAGCAGGUGGCCAGAGUGAGGGCAGGUGUGGGGACAGGAGCGGGGUGAGCCCUGCUGGGGCCCCCCACAUCCCAAGGCAGAGAGCUCACGGCUGAGGGCACUGCUGGUGGCUACAUGAUUCCACAAAACAACUCACUUUCACAGACUUUAUCCAGAACUUGGCUCUUAGAAGGAAGCUCAUAAUUUCAGCCUGUGGAACUUCUAAAAUGUCUUAUUUGAAUUACACAUGGACUUGGCCUCCAAAUUGGGAGAUGGGGGCCCAGAGGGGCCCUUGCCCUGGGUCGGUGUGCCCUCCCUGGACCUCUGGGGGUAUGUCUGGCACCCUCGGUGAGGUGAGAGCCCUCGGAAUCAGGAGGUGCUGCUCCCAGCUCUGACCAUUCUGCAUGUGAACUUGGGCCUCAGUUUCCCUAUCUCUAUGAAGAAGAGAGUAGGGCUGGGUGAUCUGCUAGCCCUCUAUGCUCUGAACUCUGCAGAGGGGACCCCAGUGAAGGCCGCCAUCUCCCACCCUUCACCCACCCUGGCAAAGACACAGAAGUGAAGAGGCAAGCAGUUGCUCUCAGUGGGUUUAUUUGGGUUUUAGACAGACCGGGGGCGGGGAGCAGGAGCUCAGGUGGUCUCCAUAACCUCUCGAACCCAGGGAAUAAACUCAGUGACCCUGGCGUACACGCCUGGUGAGAAUGGGAGACACCGGCCACUGCCCCAGGACACGAUGCCUACCAAGGUCCAGGCUCCAUCCUUCUGGCAGACCAGAGGGCCGCCAGAGUCGCCCUGAGUAGGAGAAAGGACUUGUGUCCAAGCCUGAAAGAGGGUGCCUGGGGCCCUACUGUGCCCUGACCUGGCCGAGUCCAGGGUGGUGCAGAGAAAUGACAAAUGUGGGCACAGGCCCUACA